Populus nigra (black poplar) is the source of this 1201-nucleotide messenger RNA. Its product is annotated as nudix hydrolase 18, mitochondrial-like. The record is from RefSeq and is a predicted model, not a curated record. Gene Ontology annotation, cellular component: cytoplasm; nucleus. The coding region runs from base 274 to 855 and encodes 193 amino acids. Gene Ontology annotation, molecular function: pyrophosphatase activity. Lineage: Eukaryota; Viridiplantae; Streptophyta; Magnoliopsida; Malpighiales; Salicaceae. The transcript is spliced from 5 exons.
CCUCUCCUCCUCACUCUUUCCUGCCAUUAUUUAUACGAGAAGAUAGCCCGUCUCUACUCGUCAUAACUACUAAUAGAAACAGAUACCUUAGAGGAUCUGUCAGUUCCCAUAUCAUCACAGAUUUUGCACCAUCUACCUAAUAUUUCCUGCCUUCUCUAGCUAUCUAGCUAGCUUGUUAGUUAGUUUCUUGUAAUAGAAAGAACCAGUUUCUUGUUUCAAGAAACCCCAUAAAAGUUCUCUUGAGAAAAUUGUUUUUGCUAAGAAAGAAAAGAAAUGGCUACUGCUUUGGUAUCUCAAGAAAAUGUUGUAGCUUCUUUGGUGUCUCGUACAGGGAGGCAUUUGCAGCGUUAUGAUAAAGGUCGUCGUCAAGUUGUAGGAUGCAUACCAUACAGAUACAAGAACGGGAGCUCAAAUACUUCGGAGGUUGAAGAUGAGUUAGAAGUUCUUGUCAUCAGUUCACAGAAAGGAAAGGGGAUGUUGUUUCCUAAGGGAGGCUGGGAAUUGGAUGAAACCAUAAAACAAGCCGCUUCUCGAGAGACAUACGAGGAAGCCGGGGUGAAAGGCAAUGUUGAGCACCAAUUAGGUCACUGGACCUUCCAGAGCAGAACUCAUGGCACUGAUUAUGAUGGAUACUUGUUCCCUUUACAUGUUAAGGAGGUAUUAGAUUUCUGGCCAGAGAAAAACAAUCGCCAGAGAAAAUGGAUGAGUGUGGAAGAAGCAAGAGAAUGCUGUCAGCGUGGGUGGAUGAAGGAAGCCUUGGAUGUAUUAGUUGACCGCCUCGCAGGUCGGCAACAACUUGGUGAAGAAGACAUGGGAUCUUGUCCUUUAAGCUACCAGGCCAAAUCCAACUUGUAAAUAGACAAAUUGUGGAGAAAUACAGCGAGGGCCAUAAUUAACAGGAAUUGAACAAGCAAGAAAAGGAGUGGCAGGAAGCAAUAAUUAGGCGAUUUUGUGUUUAUUUUGUUGUCCCUUUCUUGAAUUUUCAAUUCUGAUAACUUUCUUGUUAGGAUUAUGUUAGGGGGAACAUCAGAAAGUUUUACGAGGAAGACGCAAGAUGGUUUCUAACUGGAGAGGUAUUAAUAAAAAAUUAUGUUUUGGGAAGGAAAAAAAAAUGUCAGUUGUCUUUUUUUUCAUAGUCGGCCAACUGUCAUUGUACUUCAUCAGGAUUGCAGAUAAUGACAGCUUUUUUUACUUCUGGAAA